CCAACCUCAGCUUUAACAGACCUUGCGCCCGCUAUCUACCCCCAAUCGACUCACUCCUAUCACGCCCAAGGAGCAGGUUGCGGCAACAGCACUUCCAUAAUUAAUCUCCUGCAAGCUCCUUCGCCAUGACCGCAAAGGCCGAGUCUCACGGUGUCGAGAAGGCCGUGACCGACCCCCAGAACGCCCCGGAACAAUUGGAAAAACGGUAUACGCUUCUUUCUGUGAUCGCAUUCGCCUUCACCACAAUGAACUCAUGGGUGGCAUUCGCAUCCGGCAUUGCAGUUCCCCUUGCGUGUGGCGGAGGCCCUGGAAUCAUUUACGGCCUCAUCGCGGGAGCUAUCAUAAUGGCGGUCAUCAAUGUUGGAUCGGCGGAAUUGGCUUCUGCUUUUCCUUCUGCCGGGGGUCAGUAUCAUAUGGUCUUCAUGGUGUUUCCGAAAUCAACACGUCGGGCGGCCUCCUUUUUCGUGGGAUGGAUUACCAUCGUCUACCUCAUGGCGGCCUUGGUAUCCUGCAAUUUCUUCGUGGCAAGCUCAGUUCUGGAGCUGGCUGCGCUCUGGAUUGAGACGUACCAGGUUCAAGCAUGGCAUACCUAUCUGCUUCAUGUGGCAUUAUGUAUCGUUGGGUUCUUCCCGACGUCCCGAUUCCCGGGGGCCAUUGGGUGGCUGGGCAUUGGCAUCUUCUUCCUGUCACUGAUGGGCUUCGUUGCAUCGAUGGUCACCAUAUUGACCGUCAGCGAGGGAAGGCAGAGUAGCGAAGUGGUAUUCCGGGACUAUAACAAUACCAGCGGAUGGUCAGAUGGUUGGGCAAUGAUUAUCGGCAUUACAGCAUGUCUUUGGGCGUACAGUGGCGGUGAUGCACCAACACACGUCGCGGAAGAAGUGCCGAACCCAAGUCGCAAUGUACCGAUUGCCAUGUGUGUCUCAAUCGGCCUGGGAUUCGUCACCGUUCUGGCGUGGAUCAUUGCGCUCAUGUUUGUCGUGAAAGAUGUCGAUGCGGUCGCCGAAUCCACAGUUCCGAUAUUGGAGGUCUACAACCAAGCAUUGGGCUCCAGGGUCGCGAGCACCAUCUGGAAUGUGUACUACAUGGUGAUGUUCUACGACAUCGUGUUGAACCUGUUCAUCUUCGGCGGGCGAACGAUCUGGUCCAUGGCUCGCGACGGCGGUAUUCCCUGCGCCAGAUGGUUCACUCAUCUCCAAUGGAACAGUCCGGUGCGAGCAACAGCUCUCAUGCUCGCCCUGCAGAUUAUCGUCGGUAUCCUAUACAUCGUCUCAUCAGAAGCCUACAGCAGCUUCAUCAAUCUCACCUUGUUCAACCUCAACAUCACCUUCGCGAUUCCUCAGGCAGCCUUGUUCUUCCGUGGCCGGGGGUGUCUCCCAGAACGUGCCUUUUCGCUGGGCAGAUAUGGGUCUGCGGUUAAUCUGGUGGCCACUCUGUUCAUUAUCCUGUUCUCGAUCUCAUUUUGCUUUCCCGUGUCCCUGCCCGUUAGUGGCUCGUCGAUGAACUACUUGGUCGUUGUCAUGGCUAUUUCCUGGAUUAUUUUGGCCGCGCUAUGGUGGGGAGGAUUGAACAAGACGUUCACGGGGCCACGGGAGAUUAUCGAGGGGUCUACUCUGUACAGCGAUGUCCGUUAUUCUAUGAUCCAGGAUUUCUAG
Aspergillus versicolor CBS 583.65 is the source of this 1652-nucleotide messenger RNA. RefSeq lists its product as uncharacterized. Lineage: Eukaryota; Fungi; Ascomycota; Eurotiomycetes; Eurotiales; Aspergillaceae. Gene Ontology annotation, cellular component: membrane. The coding region runs from base 126 to 1652 and encodes 508 amino acids. Gene Ontology annotation, molecular function: transmembrane transporter activity. The transcript has 2 exons. Gene Ontology annotation, biological process: transmembrane transport. The record is from RefSeq and is a predicted model, not a curated record.